UGAAAAAGGGUGGAGAUUGCCGAGUCCAUUGUUUUCACUCGUCUGUUGACGAUUUUAAAUUUUGAUUUUUAAUAAACUUCUAAAUGUAUGGUGUAUCACAUUACACGUAAAUAUGAAGUGUAUAUUAUUUAUAUCGAUAUGUAUAUUUAUAAGUUGUGUGCUGCCGAUAUAUUCAGAAUGUAAUAUUCCAAUAGUUCUAAGGAAUUCAUGGUUUUCAUUUGAAAAUGGGCAACAGACAACCACGGAUAUCAACGCAAAUGAAAUGACCGGCAGAGGGGUAUGUGUGAACAUACAUGCAGAAUCACAAUCAAAUUACUCAAUGGUGUUUAAGUAUACCAAUUGCUACUAUUGUGUGAAGCUGAUUGUCAGAACGGUAAAUGUGCUGGAGAAGAUUGAAACACCCUGUGUAAGCUUAGAGUUGCACGAGGAACCAACAGUGGAGAGAGUGUGCAGGCAUCUGAAUCCUGAUCAGUAUUUCGUCACACUGUUUGCUGAGAAUUUCGUUCCUGUAAAUUGUCGUUCAUCACUGGAAGGUGUAUGGCAGUUCGCAUACCAAAACCGUUUUAGAUUUACCGGUGAAUGUAAUAACCCUGAAGCACAGAUAAAGUCCUGUCAGACGGCUGGUACUCAGUUCUUGAUUACAAAUCAAAAGUUUAAUAUUACAUAUAGAAAAUGCCCUGGUAUGUCUGGUACAUUUGAAGGUGUGGUUGAAUAUAGUUGUUUGGGACAUUGGUUUGUAAACAAAAACAUGUUCUUUGCUGUCGCUAACACUAAGGAAUCUCGGAAGGACGAAAGGUAUCGUUGUUUCUUGAGAAACAGAGAUGAUGAUCUGUACAUUGGUGCAUCUAUUACACCUCAGUGCAGUACAUUAAAAACAGUCGAGAAGUCUCCGGAAAGAUAUAGGAUUACACCAGUCAAGGCUGAAGUUGUAGAACCAGGCUGUCGAUUACCGCAAAACUUUUCGGGUGACUGGAUUAACACGGCUAACAUAGACGCCGACGUAUUCAUUAACGAAACGCAUAUCAUCGAAACGUAUUACCCUGAUGAGGGGCGAUAUAGACGUACUAUUUAUGUUUGCAGAGAACAGCGUGAUAGCAGAGUGAUGAUGGCAAGAUUAACGGUUGAUGGUUGUCAGAAGGAUUAUGUGUGCUUCGACUUUGUACCACAACAUCAUAAUGUUAUUAGAUUCCGCAAAGGUUUAGCCAUGACGCAAAACAAUUUCCACACAGUGUGCUCAUGGGUACAGUUUCAGAAUAAACAGAAGUGGCGUUACGAUAUAUUCCUAAAGAAGGAUCCAACGCCCAUCAGAUGCCCAGUUGCUGGCAAAUUCAAUUUCACACAAAGAGGCGAUGUUAGGUUCGAAACAAGGAUUCUCGGUGGUGUCACAUUGAGUCCUCGUCCAAAUUUGUACUGUAAAAUAAACAUAAGCGAUUUCUCUGUGUGCGAUGUCGAUCAGAAAACAGUGCAAAUCAAGGAGAAUUACUGCCUCUCUGUAGAUUAUUUGGGAAGGCCAGUGGAUAUUUACAGUGAUCCCGAUUAUAAGAUGAAAUGUAUCGGAUAUUGGAAAGAGAAUUUGAAGUCGUAUUUGAUUACGUACGACGAACUUGAUCCCUUCUCCAAGUAUAGGUGUUGGGUGUACCAAAGAGCAGAUUUGAAUAGAGUGCUCAUGUCGCAAGCUCUCGGCGCGUACUGUGAUUUGAAACAAGACGUUACAUCAUGGAACUAUACAGAGGGGGCUGCAGUCGCUAUAGAAAUGGAAGAGUAUGAGCGAGAAAGAGAUCAGUGUCCAAUGCACUUUGAUGAUGGAAGCGAUCCUUGGGCGACUAAGGAAAACUUCAUCAAAGUGUUCUCAUUUUCAUAUUCGUUUUGGAGAGGAAAUGGUGCGCCAGUGUUGCAUGUAGCUAAUCUAACUAUAGUUGUUCUAUUAGUGUCUAUAUUGAAGUGCCUACUUAAUUAAUUAUGGGUAAGAAUCUGUAGAUAUUGAAAUUUAUCAGUUUGUUUUGAUGAUGUAGAGAAGAUUAGAUGAAACUGAGUAACUUUUUUUAAUGAAUCUGAAUAUCGAAGCAAAAAUUUUGUUUCCUUAGUACCUUGUAAGGAGUAAAGAGUCAUAAUUUUUGGCAAAAAUGUUGGUGAACACCAUAGCAACUGCCAACUAACUAUUUAUAUUUAGGAGUGUUUUUAAUACUAACUGUGCAUAACUAUUGAUAAACUCGUAUUUACUUACUAACUGGUAAGAGAUCAAAGAGCUAUAUAAUUUAAAAAUAUAAUACUUUUUUUUUAAUAAAAAAUGAUCUGAAAAAUACCCUAAUGUGCCUUUUUCAUAAUCUAACAAGCACAAAUUCAGGAUAAGAAUAUCCUUAUAGUGCCUUAAAAUAGGUAUUAAGUACAUAAUAUUAUGUAAUAUCUAUAACUUUUCUAGCAAAAAACUGUAUACCUCAAUUCAUAUUUUUUUUUAAUAUUUAAGGCUUUGUAUACUAAGCAACCACAAUAUUCUGUUUUUUUUAAUAGCUAUAAACAGGCAUUGUACAAUUUAUGUAUAAGUAAUAAUAUCUCACUUGAAACAAAAUCCGUCCAUUUAUAUUGUUUUAAGCAUUGUAUUUUUUAAGUCUUAUGAGACUGUAUUUUUUAUUAGUGUAUAAUUUUUAUAAAAGACAUCAUUGCUAAAAUAUGACUUGUUAUAUUGUUCCAUGAAAAAAUCCGUCCAAAUGUGUUUUAUUUUUUUCUGAGAAUAAAAGUUGUAGUAAAUA
This is a messenger RNA of Colias croceus (clouded yellow), 2747 nucleotides long. RefSeq lists its product as uncharacterized. The transcript is spliced from 9 exons. The coding region runs from base 113 to 1957 and encodes 614 amino acids. Lineage: Eukaryota; Metazoa; Arthropoda; Insecta; Lepidoptera; Pieridae. The record is from RefSeq and is a predicted model, not a curated record.